GGUACCUCCCCCACCGCAGAGGGGUGCAUAUCUGCAUAUUCAAACCGCAGAGGUCCGAGACGGGAGCCCGCGGAGAGGGGAGACAGCAGGGGACCUUCCCGGGGCAGCCGCCUCUAAGCCGCACGGGAUGGCGAGGGUAGCCGUGCGUGCCGGGACCGCGAGGUCGAGCAGGGUCACAGGCUGGAGUCCGGAGUCCCCGCCGGGGGGAGGUAGGGAGGGGUGGUGCGACCCUCUGUCCCCGCCCCGGGGGCGGAGCGAGGUUCGAUCCUGCGGAGCUUGACACCCGCAGAAAUCGUUCCAGGCCUUCCUCCCCAGCUCCCGCUUCGUCCCCGCCCCUUUCGGGGAGACUCGACCCCCUCCGCGCUCUGUCUACCGCCCGCAAGACACAGCCUCCCGGGUUUUCUGGCCCCCGGGCCCCGGCGUAGGUGCAGGUGCAGCACCCAACCUCCUUCCCACCCCGGCGCAUCCCGCUGGGCGGCCAUGGCGCGAGGAGACGCCCCACAGGACAGCUACCACCUGGUCGGGAUCAGCUUCUUUAUCCUGGGGCUGGGCACUCUCCUUCCCUGGAACUUCUUCAUUACGGCCAUCCCGUACUUCCAGGGGCGGCUGGCAGGGGCCAACAACACCGCUGGGACCCUGGGCACCAACCACACAGGCCCUGCAGACACUUUCAACUUCAACAACUGGGUGACGCUGCUGUCUCAGCUGCCCCUGCUGCUCUUCACUCUCCUCAACUCCUUCCUGUACCAGUGCAUCCCUGAGACGGUGCGGAUUCUGGGCAGCCUGCUGGCCAUCCUGCUGCUUUUUGCCCUGACGGCAGUGUUGGUCAAGGUGGACAUGAGCCCUGGGCCCUUCUUCUCCAUCACCAUGGCCUCUGUCUGGUUCAUCAACUCCUUCUGUGCAGUUCUGCAGGGCAGCCUCUUCGGGCAGCUGGGCACCAUGCCUUCCACCUACAGCACCCUCUUCCUCAGCGGCCAGGGCCUGGCUGGGAUCUUCGCUGCUCUUGCCAUGCUCAUGGCCAUGGCCAGUGGCGUGGAUGCCCAGACCUCCGCCCUGGGGUACUUCGUCACACCCUGCGUGGGCAUCUUCACGUCUAUUGUGUGUUACCUGAGCCUGCCCCACCUGGAGUUCGCACGCUACUACCUAGCCAAGAAACCAUUGCAGGCGCAAGGUCAGGAGCUGGAGACCAAAGCUGAGCUCCUCCAGUCUGAUGAGAAGAACAGUAUUCCCAACAGCCCCCAGAAGGUAGCCCUGACUCUGGACCUUGACGCUGAGAAGGAGCCAGAGCUGGAGCCAGAGGAGAUCCAGAAGCCAGGAAAACCUUCAGUUUUCAUGGUCUUCCAAAAGAUCUGGCUGACGGCGCUGUGCCUUGUGUUGGUCUUCGCAGUCACCCUGUCUGUCUUCCCCGCUAUCACAGCCAUGGUGACCAGCUCCACCAGUCCUGGGAAGUGGAGUCAGUUCUUCAACCCUAUCUGCUGCUUCCUGCUCUUUAACAUCAUGGACUGGGUGGGGCGGAGUCUGACCUCUUACUUCCUAUGGCCGGAUGAGGACAGCCGGCUGCUGCCCCUGCUCGUCUGCCUGCGCGUCCUAUUCGUGCCUCUCUUCAUGCUGUGCCACGUGCCCGAGAGGUCCCGGCUGCCCGUCCUCUUCCCGCAGGAUGCCUACUUCAUCACUUUCAUGCUGCUCUUCGCGGUGUCCAACGGUUACCUGAUGUCCCUUACCAUGUGCCUGGCGCCCAGGCAGGUGCUGCCACACGAGAGGGAGGUAGCCGGCACCCUGAUGACCUUCUUCCUGGCCCUGGGGCUCUCCUGUGGAGCCGCCCUCUCCUUCCUCUUCAAGGCGUUGCUCUGAAUGCUCCGUUCCGGGCUCGCCCACGGCUCUCUCUUCGCUACCCCUUCGGAGCUGAGACCCCCGUGCAGGGGGAAUGGCGAGCCGGGCCCAAGCCUCUGCUGGGCUGGUGCCCCUCGGUCUGGAAGUGCCACUUGGAAGUGGGUGCUGCUCUCCUUCCCGGGCUGGUGUCCGUUUGGGGGCUGCGAGGAAGAAUUCACCAGCGGUCAUUCUAACCCCCCCGCCCCCAGCAGUGGAGCUGAAUCACAGAGACAGACUAUUCAGAGGCACACAAGACCUCUCUGCACAGGUGCCGAUCAGGGAAAGAGGGCCAAGGACCAUGGCCCUUCCUCACCAUCAAGAGUACAUUUGUUAAUCUCAAGACACGCACUUGCUGAUCUGUGGCAACUGGAGGCCACCAGCGGGGUCUUGCCACAGGCGUGGCUGCUGGGGCCCAGCCUGGGGUUCAGAGUGGGAGUGGGGGCCAGCCCUUCCAGGGCAGGCCUGCCCCUCCCCAGGCCUUAGCAACUCCACGAUCGGAUGUCUCAGACCCCAGGGCAGAGGAUGCCUGGGGAGGCCAAGGGCAGCAGGGAGAAGGAACGGGCAUUAGGGAUCUGAAGGUACUCAAAGGACCAUCUGGGCCUCACACAGUGUUUGCGUAGCCAACACUUACUGUCCCCGCUCCCCAGAGCCCGGCUGGGCCUGGGUCCCGGAGCUGCGGGCGGCUUACAUGUGUGCACCCCACUUUACAAUUUGCAAAGCUCUCCCACACCCAUUCUCUUACGGAAGCCACGUUGAGACACUUGGGGGAGCCAGGCAGGGACGGUGCUGUCCCUCUGUACAGGUGAGGAAACCGGAUCUCGGGGGGAAAUGACCUGGUCCGUGGCUGAGCCGGGACCCAGCCCCCACCUCUCUCCUCCCUAUAGGUGCUGUUCUUCCUGCCCACUGUUUGCUUCUCCUUCCCUCACGAGGCUCGAGGCAGGAGUCCUAAGCACUUGCUCCCCACUUUUUGCUGUUUUCCUUCCAAACCCACUCCUGGGUCUAAUAACAACCUUCUUCAUUUGUAUCAUCAA
Messenger RNA from Herpailurus yagouaroundi (jaguarundi), 2900 nucleotides. RefSeq names its product solute carrier family 29 member 2 (gene SLC29A2). The record is from RefSeq and is a predicted model, not a curated record. Gene Ontology annotation, molecular function: nucleoside transmembrane transporter activity. The transcript is spliced from 12 exons. Gene Ontology annotation, biological process: hypoxanthine transport; uridine transmembrane transport; adenine transport. The coding region runs from base 481 to 1851 and encodes 456 amino acids. Gene Ontology annotation, cellular component: plasma membrane; basolateral plasma membrane. NCBI's taxonomy places the organism in Eukaryota, Metazoa, Chordata, Mammalia, Carnivora, Felidae.